Molecule: messenger RNA, 19555 nt
Organism: Didymodactylos carnosus
Lineage: Eukaryota; Metazoa; Rotifera; Eurotatoria; Philodinida; Philodinidae
Source: the annotation of a GenBank genome assembly
ACAAGUCGUCGAGAAGCCUGUUGAACAAAAGCCGAUUGAAGAAAAGCCCGUGGAAGAAAAGGUGGUUGAAGAGAAACCUGAACAAGUCGUCGAGAAGCCUAUUGAAGAGAAGCCUGUUGAACAGAAGCCAGUUGAAGAAAAGCCAGUGGAAGAAAAGGGGGUUGAAGAAAAGGUGGUUGAACAAAAGCCUGUCAAAGAAAAGGUGGUUGAAGAAAAGCCUGUCGAAGAAAAGCCAGUAGAAGAAAAGGUGGUUGAAGAAAAGCCUGUCAAAGAAAAGGUGGUUGAAGAAAAGCCAGUAGAAGAAAAGGUGGUUGAAGAAAAGCCUGUUGAAGAAAAGUCAGUUGAACAAAAGCCAGUGGAAGAAAAGGUGAUUGAAGAAAAGCCGGUUGAACAGAAGCCAGUGGAAGAAAAGCCUGUUGAACAGAAGCCUGUUGAAGAAAAGGUGGUUGAAGAGAAACCUGAAGUCGUCGAAAAGCUGGUUGAAGAAAAGCCGGUUGAACAGAAGCCGGUUGAUGAAAAGCCAGUAGAAGAAAAGGUGAUUGAAGAAAAGCCUGUUGAACAAAAGCCCGUUGAAGAAAAGGUGGUUGAAGAGAAACCGGUUCAAGAGAAGGUGGUGGAUGAGAAACCGGAACAAGUGGUCGAUACCGCACCAACUGAAAAUAAGGAGGAUGAAAAGAAAAGUGAAACUGUUGAACAACCUGAAGCACAGCCAUCAGUUGAAAUCAGCAAACAAGAGGAGAAAUUUAUUGAACCACAGAUACCUGCUGAAGAAGCUCAAAGAGUUGAAGAACCCAUUGUACAAGCAGCGGAAAAGGAAGAAGAGCAAAAAAUUGAAGAUGUGCAACCCAAAGUAGAGGAUCAACCAGUAUUUGAACAGAAAACUGAGGAAAAGCAAACUGAACCAUUACAGGAAACUCCAACACAAAUAGUCGAAGAAGUUUCAGAUGCUGUUCAACCUUUAACCACGAUGACAGUGACCGAAGGAGAUACUGUAACUUUACGUAUACCUGAUACUAAGAAUGUGGAAUCAAAUGAAAUCCGUGUUCGUGUAGAUGACCAACUCUUACCCACUGACCAUCAUCGAAUAACAAUCGAAAAGGAUGGCACAACCGACAAUUAUGUUGUUAUAAGUGAUAUUGAUAUGAAUGAUGCUGGUCGCUAUUUUGCCGAAAUUAAUGGUAAGUUAAAACCAUUGUCCAUGAUCGAAGUUCUCCCUGCCGAGAAACCAAUAAUAGAAGAACUAUCAUCCGAAAUUACAAUGGAGGAAACAAAACAAACUGAAGAUGAAAUCAUUCUUUCGGAUGAGAAGCAAGAUGAUGAAGACAAGUCGAAACCAUCUGACACUGAAUUACCUGUGCACGAAGUUGUAGAGGGUGAUACUGUUAACUUGACUAUCGAACGGCCUAAAUCAUCUCAGAUCACAUUAUUUAAAGAUGAAACAAAGAUCGAGCCAAGUACUAGACUUAGUCUGCAAUCUAUCUCACCGACAUCAACAGAAAUUACAAUCAAAAAAGUUAUCCCAGGUGAUGAAGGUGUCUACGCUGUUUCAUUCGACAAAUCUGAUAAAAAAGAAAAGUUGAUGUUGCUCAAAGUCUUACCAAAGCCAGUUAUUUACGAUGUUCUAUCCUUGCCAAAAGAAACCUUCAACGAGGGUGAAGUUUUGCAGAUCGAAUGCAUCUUCGAUCAAGAUCAAGACGAAGAUUUUGUUUGGUUGCAAAAUGGCGAAGAGAUCAAACCAGACGACAAUAAACGAAUUGAGAAAAAUGGAUCCACAUACACGCUAAUCAUAAAAGAUCUUAAACCAGAUUUGAACGAAGGUGUUUACACAUUAAAAAGUCCGCAUCUUGUUUUAGAAACUCCAUUCGUCCACGUUAUAGCCAAAAAACCAGAAGAACAGUCAAUACCGGAGCAAAUGGAGGAGCUAAACCUCGAAGUUGAAGCACAAAAAGAGGGAGACUCAACCGAAACCGCAUCACAAGAACUUCAAGAAAAUACAGAUGAAUUAUCUGCAGAAAUUGCAAAACAGUCCGACGAAGAAAUUAAAGAACAGCCAAAUGACACGUUACAAGACCAACAGCCAGUUGAGGCAAAAGAAGAAGAAAAACUCCGUCCUCAACCGACCUUUGUUCAACCUUUAAAAGCGAACAAAACCAAUUUACUUGAAGGAGAGCAGCUAGUGUUUGAUUGUGAGCUAGAUCAAAAACCGUCUAAAGUUCAACUAAUGAAGAAUGGCGAAGUAGUCGACGAACAACGAAUAAAAGACGAUACUAAAGAUAAGAAAAUUCGCUUUACAUUAGAUAAUCUCAAAUUGGACGAAUCUGGCGAUUACACAGUGAUUGUCAACGAUGAUUUAGAGAGUGAACCAGUCUCAAUCGUGGUCAAUGCAGACAUCCCGAAGUUUGUUAAAAAUCUGAAAGUGAAUAAAACUCAGUUAGAAGCGUCAGAAACCAUCAUCUUCGAAUGUGAACUGAACAAACCAUAUGAUGAAAUAGUGUGGUUGAAAGAUGGUGAACCUAUUGAGGCUAACGAAAAUGUGCAAAUCACGCAAGAUAAAACUAAAUUGAAACUAACUAUCAAGAAUGCAAAACCUCAAGAAGAUACCGGCACUUAUAGUGUUCGUGUAAAAGAUGUCGAAAGUGACAAAAUCCCCGUGACUGUCAACAAAAAGCAGCUCAAGUUUAUUAAACCUUUAAAAGCAAACAAAACCAGUUUACUUGAAGGAGAACAGCUAGUGUUUGAUUGCGAGCUAGAUCAAAAACCGUCUAAAGUUCAACUAAUGAAGAAUGGCGAAGUAGUCGACGAACAACGAAUAAAAGACGAUACUAAAGACAAGAAAAUUCGCUUUACAUUAGACAAUGUGAAAUUGGACGAAUCUNAAUGUGAAAUUGGACGAAUCUGGCGAUUACACAACAUCCCGAAGUUUGUUAAAAAUCUGAAAGUGAAUAAAAAUCAGUUAGAAGCGUCAGAAACCAUCAUCUUCGAAUGUGAACUGAACAAACCAUAUGAUGAAAUAGUGUGGUUGAAAGAUGGUGAACCUAUUGAGGCUAACGAAAAUGUGCAAAUCACGCAAGACAAAGCUAAAUUGAAACUAACUAUCAAGAAUGCAAAACCUCAAGAAGACACUGGUACUUAUAGUGUUCGUGUAAAAGAUGUUGAAAGUGACAAAAUAUCCGUGACUGUGUCUAUAAAACCACUGAAAUUUGUUAAACAGUUAAAAGCCAACAAGACGAAUUUGGUUGAAAAUGAAACAGUUGAGUUUACAUGUGAGCUUAGUCGACCACUUUCAGAUAGCGAAAGCUUAAGUUUAUUACUGAAUGGUCAACCGUUAUCAAUCGAGGAGGAUAACAAUGAGUUACUUAUAGAUGGAACGAAAGUAUUAUUUCGGAUAUCGGAGCUUCAGCCGGUAAUGUCCGGUGAUUAUCAAUUAGUGAUAACAGGCGACGACGAUCGUGAACCAGUGAAAAGCGAUGUGGUUAAACUUGCAGUUAAACCUGAGCAGGUGAAAUUUACCACACCAUUGAGAGCAUUAAAGAAUCCGUUGGAAGAAAACGAAACAUUGGUACUCGAAUGUGAACUGGACAAGCCAACGUACAAGAAUGUCAUAUUUAAGCACAAAGAUGUUCCAGUAUCAAUUGAUAAUGAUCGUAUCAAAAUCAAACAAGAUGGACAAAAAUGGCAGUUGUAUGUCGACAAUGUAAAGUACGAUGAAGAUAGUGGAAACUAUACAGUUGUUGUCAACAAUAAUACAUCGUCACCCAGCGUACAAGUUGUUGUAUUAAAACCAUUCGAAUUUAUUCAACAAUUAACUGUAUCCAACAAUGAACCGAUUGUUGAUGAUACAUUGGUCUUUGAAUGUGAAGUAUCGAGACCAAUAGUGGACAAUAAAGAUAUUGUCUUUUUAUUAAAUGACAAUCCAUUAUCUUCAGAGCAAUCUAAACGAUUAAAAAUUGAACGUCAAAACGAUAAUAAAAAGUUGGUAUUAACAUUAAAAAAUAUCAAAUUAAAUGUUGAUCAAGGUGAUUAUGCCAUAAAAAUAAAUCCAUUUCAACUACAAUCCGAAUCCGUUCAUGUUAAUGUUAAUCCAAAAUCAAUUGAAGUUAUACAACCAUUAAAGCAAGAAAAAGACGUUUUUGAAAAUGACACAUUGAUUCUAACGACAAUAUUAAAAAAUGUGGACACUAAACCGACAAUUGUUUGGUUAAGAAAUGGUGAACCGAUUCCUAAUGGUCCCACGAGUAAACGUGUCAAAUCUAUUCCAUCCAGCGACGGGCAACAAUUCAAGUUAACAAUCGAUAAAAUUCAACUGGAUGAAAGUGGAAUAUACGCCUUAAAAAUAAAUGAUCAAGUAAUAACGGAUUGUGAAGUGACAGUCAAACAACAUCCAUUGAAAGUUGUACAACCACUAAAAAUUAUCGGAAAACAACUUGUCAACGAAAAAAUUGAACUGGUUUGUGAAAUUAAUCGAUCAAAUGUGCCAUGUGUCUGGUUAAAAGAUAAUGAACCUCUUGAAGACCAACCAGAGCCAUCUAUCGAUGGAAAAUAUCGUUUAAAACUUGAUCAAUUAAAAAUUGAUGAUUCAGGCGAGUACACAAUAAGAUUCAACGAUGGCGAAUUAGAACAGAAGGUCAAUGUUAAAAUUGAAUAUCCGCCAUAUGAAUUUAUACAGCAAUUAAAAUGUAUUCCAUCCGAUGAAGUUGAAGAAAAUGAAGAAAACUUAUUGAUGCAAUGUGUUCUCAAUCGGCCAUUGGAUGAUACUGUCAAAAUUGAACUGUUCAAAAAUAACAAACCAGUACCAGUUGAUAAUGAACAUAUCUCUAUCGAGAAAGAUGGUCCAUCAAUAACUGUACGUUUUCAACAGGUUAAACUCGAUGACGCAGGAACAUAUAAGGUAACUGUUGACAAAACAAAAGAGACGACGACACGUUUGAAAGUCAAAGAACUGCAAUUGAAAAUAGUUGAACAAUUACAUCUUGUCGAUAAUGACUCAAAUGAAAUUGGUGAAACCAAUCCAUUCGAAAUGUCUAUAAAAUACAACAAACCGGUAAAAAGUGUUGUAUUAAAUAAAGACGGUAAACGUGUGCCAACUACAACCGAUAAACAUGUUCAAAUCUCAUACGAAGAUGAUAAUACAACAGUACGGAUCCAAUUUGAUAAAGCUGUGGUUGAUGAUAAAGGAAAAUAUGAAACGGUGGUCAGAGAUUCAACAAUUUCAGAUAAAGAUGGUCUAAAAAGUUCAUCGUUAACCAUCACUGUUAAGCCGUUACCUAUUUUAUUCACAUCAGAUAUCAAUGUUUCAUCGCCGAAUAAAGACAACAUACCGGAAAAGAGUGACGUAAUUCUAACAACAACAAUAAAUCAACCAAAUGGAAAAGUGAAGUGGUUCCUGAACGACAAAGAAAUAAAAGAAGAUCAACAACAUAAAAUAACGGUCAAUGGACAACAACGCCAAUUAACUUUAAAAGCAACAAUCAUAGGAGAUUCUGGUAUUUAUAGCGCAAGAACAGAUGAUGAUGAAAGAACAGUGGAACUUACUAUUAAAGAACAACCUAAACCCAAAAUUCCGCGUGUGAUCGAUGGUCCAAAAUCAUUAAAACUUACUGAAGAAGAACCAUUAAAAAUUCAACUUACAGUAGUGGAUGCACCUGAUGAUUUGAAUGAAUUAUCUUGGUCCCUCAAUGGUAAACCGAUUUCUAUUGACGGUAUAGAUACAACUGAUACGCCGUAUGAUUCUUCGUCGGAAAUUGGUCCACGUCGUUACAUCUAUCAAGAAGAAUCCGAUGAACCUGGUCGAUUUAUUUUCACUUUAGAAAUACCAUCUUGUUCGAGUAAAUUAGAUGCUGGCAAUUAUACAUUUCACUGGAAAAAUGAUACGAAAACACCAUUAGCUUCCAUUAAAGUUGAUAUUGUUCUUGCUCCGUUGAAAUUCACUAUUCCAUUAGAGCCCGUAUAUUAUGUAAAAGAGGAUGCAACAGAACCACUUGUUAUCAGAUGCGAAAUCAAUCGUGAUCAGAUGAAAGCUGUAUGGACAAAAGGAACAACAACAUUAAAAUCAAAUGUAAAAGAUGGACCAGUUUUAGAACAAAAUAACAGAGAAUUCAUUCUGAAAUAUCCUCAGCCUAAAAAGUCGGACGCCGGUACAUAUACCAUAAAAAUUGAAAAUUUAGUUGGUGAAACAAAAAUAGAAUAUGUUGAACAAGAAAUAACGUUUACUAAACCAUUAACACCAGAUAAUGUGACUAUCACCGAAGGGACUGAGAAACAAAUCGAUUUUUUUUGUGAAACAUCAAAACCUGUACCAGUCGUAUGGUUUCAUGAUGAUCAAGAUUUAACAAAACUUACUCCACAACAGAAAAAACAUUAUCAAAUAGAUGAUACAAAUUCUGUUCAUAAAUUGAGAAUAUUACAGCCUGUGUGUGCUGACUCUGGUUUAUAUCGUUGUGUAAUAAAAUCAAAUAAUAAUGAAACAAAUUCUCAAUGUACAAUUGAACCAGUUGGAAUCGAUUUUGUACAACCAUUAGCAACACCAGUUAUAGCUGAUUAUAACAAGACAACCGUUUUAGAAUGCGAAUUAACAAAAAGACCUCAAAAAGUGGUGUGGACAAAGAAUGGAGAACCUAUUGAGGACUCAGACAAGUAUGAGAUAAUGAAUAAUGGAAAAUUACAAGGUUUGGUGAUAAAUGACUGUGAUGAUGAUGACACUGCCAAGUAUACCAUAACAGUGGACGAUAAAAAAUCAUGUUCAGCUGACGUAACUGUUGAACAUGAACCAGAAAAAGUCAAAUCACCUUCACCAGUCGUAGAGAAAAGCCCUACUGAACCAGAAAGUAUUCAGGAAAAUCCGGAAGACGAGAGCGAAGUUGAGUCUAUAGUACCCGAAAUCACAUCACCAUUUAACAAGUCUGUAUUUCGUCGACCGUUACAAAAAGCAUUGAGUGUACAUGAGGGAAAUGAUUUUAUACUUGAAUGUGAAGUUAACGAUGAAAGUCAACCGACUGAUUGGUUUUUGGAUGAUGAGAAAAUCAUGCCCGAUAACGAACAUUUUGAAAUUAUUGAGAAUGGUCCAAUAAGAAAAUUGAAAGUUCAUCAAGCUGAGCUAAACGAUUCUGGACGAUACACGUGUGUAGAUCGUCAAACAGAAGAAAAAACCAGUACGGAUGUGGAUGUAAUUGAGGCACCAAUAAAAAUUAUCAAACCAUUACCUGAAACGCUUACAAUCACUCAAGUUGAAUUAUCUCAUCCAAACGUUCAAGGUUGCCGUUUUGUUCGCUAUGAUAAUAAAGACGAACAGCAAGUAUUGAGAAAAGAUAAACGCACAAAAUUAUCGUGUGAAGGGGUCAAAUUUACCGUAGUAUUAGAUUCAUUACUUCCAAAUGAUGCCGGUGUCUAUGAAUUUCUUGGUCCAAAUAAUUUACAAUCAAAAUGUCAAGUGAUUGUUAAAGCUCAUCCAUCAAAAAUUACACAACCAUUGAAAGAUCUUACACUACAAGAAAAUCAAAAUUUAACCUUAGAAGCACGUGUUGAUAACGAACAUGCACCCAUCUCAUGGUUUUUCAACGGUCAAGAAUUGAAGUCUGAUCAACAUACGACAAUAUUAUCAAAAGGACGCCGACAUACGUUAGUUGUACAAAAGGUAAAUAUGCAAGAUGCGGGUCAAUAUGAAAUACGUACACCUGAUGAUAAAAGUGCAUGUCAAGUAACAGUUGAACCAUUAGAUGGUGUUGAAUUUUCCAAACAAUUAACCAUCAGACCUAAUGAGGAUAUCAGCGAAAUGCAAACAGUUGAACUUGUUUGUGAGACUAAUAAAGAUAAUGUUCUUGUGGAAUGGAGCAAAAAUGGAAAACCUUGUGAUGAUCAACGAUUAAAAAUACAAGUAGAAGGGCGAGUACAUUCAAUUACAAUCGACGAAUCAAAUUUGAAAGAUCAAGGAGUGUAUACAUGUAAAAUCAAAUCUAAUAAUAAAGCUACAACAGCAACAUUAAAAAUUAAAGAAAUUCCGGUUGAUUUUACUCAAAAAAUGGAACCGAUUGACGCUAUCAAAGGUGACACUGUUACAUUUGAAUGUCAAUUAAACAAACCUAAUAUGAGUGUAAAAUGGUUAAAAGAGAAUAAACCUCUCACAAUGGUACCGGGCCGUUUUGAAGCAACCACUGAUACGGAUGAUGAUCGAAAUCAUUUAUUAACAAUUCAUAAUACGGAUAUGAAAGAUGAAGGAAUGUACACGUGUGUUAUCGAUAAUACAACACCUAGCAAAAAAUGUUCAGCAUCAUUGACUGUAAAAAGUGUUACAUUGGAAUUAGCUGAACCAUUGAAAGAUAUUACCAUAAAUGAAACAGAUGAUCUUGUUUUAAAAUUUUCAGUAUCACAUGAUGUUAAACAAAUAGCAAAUUGGAAAUUAGAUGGACGUCCCAUAAAACCUGAUGAGCGUGUUCAAAUUGAACAAGAUGGUAAGAUGCAUUUUCUUACAAUUAAAAAUAUUCAAUUAAAUGAAAAAGGAAAGUAUACAGCUCAAUUAGCCAAUAUUGAAACAUCAUGCAAAGUCACUGUUAAAAAUAUACCAAUUAAAGUAGUAAAAGAUUUAUACAUUGUUGAUGAUGAGCAACCGAUUGAAAAUCAAUCUGUCACAUUAGAAAUUCAAUUAAAUAAACCAUUAGAAUCAGAGAUAAUCUUAUUAAAAGAUGGAAUAAAUGUAUUGAAACCAAAAAAUAAAAUACCAGCACGCGUUCAAGCAACACACAUUGGUAAUGGAACGUAUCAAUUUAAAAUCGAUAAUUUACAACCCAAUGAUAGUGGAUUAUAUGAAGUACCAGUCACGCCGAAUUUGAAAAGCUCGUUAACAUUACAAGUUCAUCCAAAACAAGAGGAGGAACAGAAACCUGAAAGUAAAAUUGAAGAACCUACACCUGUCAAAGAAGUGGAACCUGUAACAAGUGAACCUGAGGUUGAGGAACCCUCAUUAGAAGAAGAGCAAACCAAAGAAGAUGUGAAACCUCAAGAAACUCAAGAUUAUGAUUUUACAAUUCCGUUAAAAGGCAUAAUUUCCCUGAAUGAUAAUGAACCUCUUCAUUUGGAAUGUACUUUAAAUUGUCCAGUAGAAGAAUUGACCGCUAAAACACCCGAAGCUAUUGUCUGGUUAAGAAAUGGUAAACCAUUGACAUCCGAUCGUGUUAAAACAAAUGCUAAUGGUAAUAAUUUGACAUUAGAUAUCGAUAAUGUUAAAAUGAAUGAAGAUGAUGGAAAAUACACAUUGAGAUUACCAAAUGGAAAACAAUGCUCGGUACAAGUAGAGAUUAAACCACUGAAAACUAAAAAAUUGGAUACAAAAAGUGAAAUUAGUAUACCUCUUCAUAUUUUAUUAGAAAAAGAUAGAAAUGAACCGUGGGAUGAAAAUAUAGUCAGUAAUGGGCCGACGAAUCUUGGAGAAAGUAUUGUGUUACGUUGUAGAACAUCCAAGCCGGUUAAACUAGUUGAAUGGUAUAAAGGAGCCAGAAAGGUAACAUCUCGUCGAGCUGUUCCGAAAAGUACAGAAAAUUCAACCGUUCACGAAUUGCUUUUAUCAAAAAUUGAAGCGGACGAUUUAGGACAGUACCGCAUCUUGCUCGAUAAUGACCUUGAAGAUAAAAUCGAUGUAAUUGUUCCACAAAAACUUGGUCCCAUAACACUUGAGGGUGACGCUAUUGAAAAUGGUACGGUGACUCUUGUAUGCGAUGUCUCAUUACCACCAAAAACAAUACGCUGGUUAAAAGCUCAAGAAUCAAUUGAUAGCGAUAGACGUUUUGAGCCACGUGAAAAUGAGAAAAAAUUAACGUUGAAGAUCAAACAGUUGAAACUAGACGAUUCACAAACCUACACACUUGAAGUUGACGGUGUUACGGCAGAUUAUCAGUUGAAUGUUAAAGAAUUGCCAUUGAAAUUUGUUGGGGAAAUGGAAAUUAAUCCAAAAUUACCAAAAGAAGAUGAAAAUGUUACGUGUACCGUUCAACUCAAUAAACCUACUACUCAACCACUGCUGUGGUAUUUGAAUGGUCAACUAAUUCCGACCGAUGUUGAUGGUGAUGCACGCUUUACCUUGAAAUCUGAUGGUCCCAAAUCUAUUUUAGUUAUUAAAAAUAUUCGUCCGGAGGAUGCUGGUCGUAUCGAAUGUCGAUUACCGGCAAAUGAAAAUGAAAAAGUGUCAGCUGAAUUAAAAGUAAAAGAGAAACCACUUCAAAUAUUAAAACCCCUUACAUCGAAUAAAGACAAGCCGUUAGAAGGUGAAGAUGUUGAACUAAGUUGCCAGUUUUCGAAAAAACCAAAACGAAUCGAAGUCUAUAAAGAUGGAAAGAAAUUACCGAAUGAUGUAGAAACUAAACUAGACGAUGAUAAUUUUACAUUUAAAAUUUACUUACCAAAAACAAAACCUACAGACAAAGGGAAAUAUACAGUGAAUGCCGAUGACGUUGAUACGUCCUAUACAUUGCGAUUAACACCGGAUCCAAUCCGAUUUAUUCAACCACUGAAAUUUGAUAAAGAGCCCGCAUACGAAGGUGAUAUGGUGACAGCAACAUUCACAUUAAACAGAGUGCCACCUAAAUUGCCUCAGUGGUUAAAAGCAAAUCGUGCACUACCAACUGCCAAUAGUGAUAAAUAUAAAUUUGAACAAGUUGACUGUUCAUUUACUAUGACUAUUCCAUCAGUUGAUCUCAAAGAUGCCGACACCUACACCGUAAAGCUUGAUGAUGGUUUAACACAAUCCGCUCGUCUCAAAGUCCAAGAAAUUCCUAUUAGUGUUCUCAUUCCACUUCAAGUUACACCAGAACUACCAUUAGUUGGUAACGAGUUCACUUUAUCCGUCACAUUAAAUCGUGAACCGAGUAAAAAACCAAAAUGGCUCAAAAAUGGUAAAGAUCUAUCGUUGAGAAAAGACGCUCGUUUUACAUUUAAACAGGAAAAGAAUCCAGAUAAUAAUGGUAUCACAUAUACAUUAACGAUUCGUUCAUCAACACCCGAUGACGAGGGAAUAUAUCGUUUUGAAAUAGAACCAAUCAGUGAAUCGCUUAAUGUGAAGUUAACUGAACAAAAAAUUUUGAUUGUACAAUGUGAUGAAGAUGUGAGUAGUACAAUUGGUUCAUCGAUAACGAUAUCGUGUACACUCAAUGUUCCACAAGGUCAUGUUACAUGGUUUCACGAUGGGAUAAAAAUUGCUUCCUCUGAAACACCUAUAAAAUCAACGGCAAACCGUUAUACUCUAACAAGUGAGGAUACCAAACGUACAUUAACAAUCAAAUCAGUCGAAAAAGAUGAUUUUGGUCCUUAUACUGUAAAAACAAAAGAUGACAAGCGUGAUUUGACAUUAACCGAAAAAACGAGUGAUGAUGAUAAAUUAAAAGUUUUAGAAUCUCCUCCAAAACUACUCGAUUUAGAUCAAAAUGAUGAGUUAAAUUUAUCAAUCGUUACGAAUCGUCCAUGUCCAAUUGAAUGGACAAAAGAUAAUCGCCCUCUCAACACAAUAGCAAAACAAAUUGAUGACAAACAUUAUCGUGUUACAUUUACUGUGCCAAAAGUCGACUUUGAUCAUGCAGGAAUCUAUAAAUGUGUUGUACUAGGCAAGAAUAAUAAACCAUUAUACGAAUAUCAAACAGAAGUAUUGGUUCACGAUCCAUAUGAGAGACAAAAACAGGAUUUAGAGUUUGAAGAACCAUUGAUAUUUGUCAGAAAAUUAGAAGAUCAAAAAGUUAAUGAAGAUACCGAUAUUGUUCUUGAGUGCGAACUGAAUCGACAACCAUCAUCGAUAAAAUGGUUCAAAGAUGGCAACGAAUUAGUAUCAAAUGAAAAAAUAGAAAUUGUCAAUGAAGAAAAAAUACUACAGAUGAAAAUUAGAAAAGUAUCAGUUGAUGAUGAAGCAGAAUACAGUGUUACUGCAGAUAAUUUGAAAGGUUAUGCAUUUGUCGGUGUGAUAACCUCACGAGUACGCUUUACUCAAACAUUGGCGGAUACAAUUGUACGUGUCAAAUCAAAAGUAAAACUCGAUUGCAAAUUAUCGAUACCUGAUACGCCUAUCACUUGGAAACGCGACGGUGUGACCAUUAAAUCUGACAACAUUAUUUAUCGUAUUCAAAUGGAUGGUCAGAAUCAUUCUCUUGAAAUUGAAUCAGCUGAAUUAGAUCAUAGUGGGAAAUAUUCAGCACAUUAUAAUGACGAUGUUGAGACAUCAUGUCAGUUAAGUGUACAAGAAGAACCGGUAUUCUCACGUGAACUACCACCAGAGUUAACGCUAAAAGUUGGUACAAAUUUACUGGUAGAUGUUGAAACAUAUCGACCUAAUAAAAAAGUACAAUGGUAUAAAAAUGGUGAAUUAUUAUCAUCCAUGACUGGACGUUUUCGUCGACUGGAUGACAAAUAUGGUCAUUCAUUAAAAAUAGCUAAAGUAACAGUGGAAGACGAUGAUAAUUGUUUACUGGAAUGUGUCUGUGAUAGUGUUCGUUCACAAUGCCGUGUAUAUGUACAAAAAGAACCGUUGGUGUUUAUUAAAGAACUAGAUGAUCUAAACUAUACACCCAAUGAAAAACUCGUGUUUACAGUUAAAAUGAAUAAGAAACCAUCAGAUGAAUCACAUUGGUUACAUAAUGAUCAAGUCAUUGUACCUGAUAAUCGUAUUAAAAUCACUUACGACGACAGUGAACAUGAAUCAAAAUUAAUUAUAUUUUCAUCUGAUGAAAGUGAUCAAGGAAAAUAUAUGUAUGAUGCUGUUGAAGCGCGUACAAGUUGUACAGCUAAUUUAAAAGUAACUAAAUUACAAUUUGUACAAGAUUUACGUAAUCGUACCGUCAAACAAGAUCAACCAUGUCAAUUUGAAUGUGAACUAAAUAAAAUACCAACAAAAAUCGAAUGGUUCAUCAAUGAUCAAUUAGUAACAAGUGAGAAUACCAACGGACGUAUAGAUAUUCCGAUAUCACCAGAUGGAAAAAAAUAUAUUUUAAAAAUAAAACAAGCAAUAUUAAAUGAUAAUGGAAAAGUAACAGUGAAAGUUGACGAUGAACUGGAAUCAACUGCAACGUUAGAAGUCAAACGUAUACCAACGGAAUUUAUCAAAGGACUCACAAAUGCGCGCGUUUCUGAAAAUGAAACUGCUGAGUUUUCAUGCGAAUUGAACAAAGCCAAUAUACCUGUCAAAUGGUUUUUAGAUGGUCAAUUAAUAGAAAAUUACGAUCAUUUUGAAAUUAAGCAAAACGGCGCAAAACAUUCGUUAACAGUUCGUAAUGCACAAUGGAAUGACGCUGGUGAAUAUAAAUGUAUUGCAGAUGGAGUAGUAACAAGUGCUACGUUAACUGUGAAAGCAAUUCCUGUCACAUUUACUUUACCAUUACAAGAAGAAGUGAAAAAUGAAGAUGAACAGGUAGAAUUUGUUUGUGAAACAUCUAAACCAUGUCGUGUUCAAUGGAAUCAUGGUGAUAAACGUUUAACACAAUCGAAUAAAUAUGAUAUUGAAACAGUUGAAAAUCGUCAUUAUUUACGUGUCUCAAAACUGAAACAACUCGAUAAAGGAUGGUAUAAAUGUAGCGUGCAAGAUGCAGUGACAGAAGCAAAAUUAAGCAUUAUCGAUAAAUCGGUUGAACUUGUUACACCAUUAGAAGAUUGUACGGUUACCGAGAAUGAAAGUUUGACGUUUUUUUGUGAACUAUCAAAGUCUGAUAUGGAUGUUGCAUGGUAUCAUAAUGAGCAACGUUUGUUUACAACGUCUCAUUCGCGUAUACGCUCAAGACAAUUAGAUAAUCGAUAUGAAUUAUUAAUUGAUGAUUGUGAGCCAGAUGAUCAAGGAUUAUACGAAAUGAGAUGUGAACAUAUUAAAACAUCGUGUCAUCUAACUGUAAAAAGAUUGACAACUACAUUUCUGGAACAAUUGAAAAAUAUACAAGCCACUGAAGAAGAUACGAUCAGAUUUCAAUGUCGUAUAUCAAAAUUGAGUUCAAAUGUUAAAUGGUACAAAGAUGGUGUUCGUCUGACACCAAGUGACCGUCUUGUAUAUUCUGUGAAAAAUGAUCUUUUAACAUUAAUCAUUCAUAAUGUACAGAUGGAAGAUGCUGGAAACUACAGAUGUAUGGUCGAUGAUGAACAUACCGAUGGAAGCCUUCUUGUUGAACCAUUGCCAAUACUUUUCACAAAAAUGUUACCAAAAACACGGAUAUUGUAUAAUGCAGAACCGUUGUCUUUGACUUGUCAGCUAUCAAAACCGAACGUCAAAGUAACAUGGUUUAAAGAUGGAAUACCGUUAAAAUCGGAUGAUCCUCGAGUGCAAGCAAAAUCAGAAGGAUUACGUUAUACAUUAUCAAUUCGAGGGCCAACCACAAUUGAGGAUGAAGGAUUAUAUACUAUAAAAAUUGAUAAUGACGAUAAAGAGAGUAGUUGUCAAGUAUCAGUUGAAGAUCUUGCAGAUGCUGAGAAGAAGAAGCCUCAUAUUAUACGUCCAUUACAGGAUCUUACAGUUCCUGAAGGUGGCUCAUUUAGUCUUGAAUGUGAAUUUGAAGGUGAUGAUGUCGAAGCAUCUUGGUAUUUGGAUGGCAUACAGUUAAAACAAAAUAUUUUCACAUCAAUUGAUUUGAAAAAUAACGUAGCCAAAUUAACGAUGAAAGAAGUGUAUUCGGAAGAUGGUGGAAUUUAUAAAUUACGUUUGCGUAAUCCAUAUGGUGAAGUAUCAACAUCCGCGACAGUUAACAUCAAGCUUCAUGAGAAAGAUGUACGAAAAAUGAGCACCGACGAUAUGCCUCCAAAAAUUUUGGAACCAAUUUCUGAUGUAUUUGUUCAUGAUGGUCAAAAUGCACAUUUUCGAGCUGUUAUUAGUGGACAACCAGUUCCGAAAGCGAAUGAUAAAUAUAAACUUAUACAAGAAAAGGAAGUCUAUGUAUUAGCCGUUUUGAAUGUUACGGAAAAUGAAGAAGGAGAAUACCUAUGUAAAGCAGAAAACACUGUUGGUGAAAAAUCAUGCUCAGCCAAUCUUCAUCUGAUCGAAUCAACAAGAAAACAAGAUAAAACAACUGCUGAUGAGUCUAAAAAAGGAAUCAAUGAUAUCGCACCAUCAUUUACAAGAAAAUUACGUAAUUGUACAGUAAUUGAAGGACAAAGAGCAAAAUUUGACUGUUUUGUUAAUGGCGAACCGUCGCCGACCAUUCGAUGGUUGAAAGAUGGUCUACCACUGGAUGUUGAACGUGAUAAAUACAAAUAUCAGGCUCAAUUACAAACAAAUGGUAAAGUGACACUAGUGAUAAAUGAUUGUACUCAAGACGAUGCUGGAAGUAUCACAAUUAUUGCCGAAAAUCGAGCUGGCUCUACCAAUUGUUCAGCUGAAUUGACUGUUGAACCUCAUGACGAUGCAGCGAGGUUAAAACGACGAGUCAGUUUUGAUGUACCAGAUCUAGUUGAUAAAAGAGAUCCAAAUAAACCCGGUAUCAUACCGCAACCACCGUCACAAUUGUUACUCACACCACAUUCCAAAUCAAGCCUACUACUAAGUUGGGAACAUUCACCAUCGUAUAGUCGACAGUCACCUCUGACAUAUAUAGUAGAAGUACGGGAUCCAAGAACAUAUUCUUGGACAUGUUACGCCCAGGGUUUACCUGACACUAGUAUUUACAUUCGUGGUUUAAAUUUAAAUCUCAUUUAUGCGUUUCGUGUUCGAGCAGAAAACGCCUAUGGUGUUAGUGAUCCAUCACCACCUGUUACAAGCCGAUUGUUAACAAAAUCCGAUGUACCACGUAUUGAAGAUGAAAUACCAGCGAAAAAGAGAAAACCAGAAACAUCAUAUGAUGAUAUUGGUGGUAGCCGACCAUCAAUACAGACAGAUGGUCCCGAUGUUCAAUAUUUUAUUGAAGGACAAAAAACUCGUAUUGCCAUUUUACUAUUAGGUUUUCCAAUACCCGAAGUAACAUGGUAUCACAAUGGAAAUAAAAUUGAACCCGACGAUCCACGCAUUCAACUUCACAAUGAUCGCCGUGGUUAUUGUUACAUGCAUAUCGAUUCAGCCAUAGCAUCUGAUGAAGGAGCAUAUGAAAUUGUUGCAGAAAAUAAACAUGGUUCAGCACGACAUACUGUACAUUUAUAUCUGGCUGAUCCACCGAUGUUCAUAGAACCACUAAAAGAUCAACGUGUUCGAACGCACGAUGUAUUACAUCUUGAAUGUAAAGUAGAUGGUAUACCUUAUCCCGAAGUGAGAUUUUAUAAAGACUGGCGUUUAUUAACGGAUUCACAUCGAACAAGAAUACGUCAUGUUGAACCCGACGUAUGGCACUUAACCAUAAAUGGUGUAAUUGAAAAAGAUACAGGAUUAUAUACAUGUACAGCUAAAAAUAUCGCUGGUGCCACUCUAACCUCUGCUAAUGUUUCCAUUGACGAUAACCUAUUAAAUAUUCCAAGACCUGAUUUGGAACGCCCAGCAAUAGCAUUUACAAAGAAACGUUUUGACGAAGAUUAUGAUAUAUUAGAAAGGAUUUCACAUGGACCAAUUUCAUCUGUAUAUCGCGUUAUUGAACGACGCACAGCCAAAGAAUAUGUAGCAAAAAUUGUUCAUAAUCCCACUUAUUUUGAUUGGUUAAGACGUGAAAUGGAUGUUUUGUCUAAGAUCUAUGAUUCCAACGUACCACGUUUACACGAUGCUUAUGAAAGUGAUAAAAUGCUUGCUCUUGUACUUGAUAAUGUAUCCGGUGUUGAUCUACUUGAACAUAUGCUUGAACGUAAAACUUAUACAGAACGUGAAACGGCAUUGAUCAUACGAAAUUUAGUUGAAAUUCUACGAAAUUUACAUUCCAGAAAUAUUGUACAUCUUGAUAUUAAACCUGAUAAUAUCUACAUCGACGAUUACUAUGAUCCGGUUAAUGUGCGACUACUCGGAUUUUCAAAUGCAAAACAUCUCAAAGGCUCGUCAAAUUUCUAUUCUGAUUACGGAUCAUCAGAAUACGUUGCACCAGAGAUUGUCACCCGUUCACCAGUAUCAUUACUAACAGAUAUGUGGAAUGUAGGUAUAUUGAGUUACUUAUUACUUGGAGGCUCAACACCGUUUGCUGGCACAAAUGAUUUUGAAACAAAUCGUAUGACAACUGAACAAGCAUUAAAUCAUCCUUGGUUGAAAUAUGCAUCUCAACAUGUUGAUACGACACCUCUUUCAUCUGAUCGUUUACAUGCUGCCUAUUCCAGACAACUAUAUGAUCGUGAACAUCGCCGAAUAUUAACUCGUCCAUUACAAACAAUAUCCGAUUUACAUCACACACGAUAUGAUCAUGAUGCUUAUACGUCGGAUCGUGAUCGUAUACAAGAUGAUAAACAUAUUAGAGCCGGACGAAAACGAACAUCACGUGAUAUGAGUGUGGAAGUUGAUGGUGAUCAUGAGCAUCAUCGUCGCGCACAAUCAGAGGACGAAGAAAACUUAGUACCAGGCAGUUAUCUAUUACCAAUGGCUGAUGUUGAUUUUUCUGUCCGUUUACGUGGUUACCGUCGUAUGACUUAUUUGAAUCGUUAUAAGUCAAAUGAUCUUUUACCAACUACCAGUUCCUUACAAAUGACACCAGAACGUCUACUGACGCGAGAUACAGUGAAAGAACGAUUGCAUGUUGAUGUUCAAGGACGACGUCAUCGUGGUUGUUCGCUAGUACCACACAGUGGAUGCUCAGUGUCACGAGAAUUAAGUGUACCAGCGGCACCAUCGUCACAACUACAACAAACGAUAUCAUCGUCCUCUUAUAAUAAUUUCUAUGGACCGUAUGGAAGAACCAGUGAAUCACCAGCACAUCAAUACGGAUUGUCAUCACGCUAUGGAAGUGUUUCAAGAUCGUCACCUUAUCGUGGUAUGAGUAUACCGAGAGAAUUUCAAGCACAAGGUUUCACACAAGAACAACGUUCAACUAAAGGAGAAGGAUUUGCGGCUGUAUUUAAAGAAAAACUAACUGAUUCAUCAUUUUUAAUUGGUGGCACAGUUAUUUUACGGUGUAAAGUGCAAGGAAAUCCAUUUCCCAAGAUAUUUUGGUAUCGUAAUGAUGAGUUUAUUAUUGAAGAUGAUAGAAUACAAUUUGCUCAAGGUGAAGAUGGUCUAUGUACAUUAACAAUAAACUACGCAAAAGCAUCCGAUAUUGGAAUAUAUCGAUGUGUAGCAAGAAAUGUCUAUGGAGAUGCGACAUGCAAAGCUCGAUUGUUAAUAGGAGAUGUACCUGAUCGUCCACAACGGCCAUUAGUUGUUGAUAUUUCAUCGAAUGAAGCAUAUUUAAUAUGGAGUGCACCAUCGUAUGAUGGUAAUAAUGAUAUAGCCGGUUAUCGUGUUGAUUACAAAGCUCGUGAAGAUAUUAAAUGGACAAUCUCUACAUUUACCAUUGAAGAAUCAGCCAUUAUUAAAGAUUUAAAAUCAAACACCAAUUAUCGUUUUCGUGUAUCGUGUAUUAAUAAAAUUGGUAUAUCAGCGUAUAGUUGGGGUUCAGAAGAAAUUAAAACGCUAGAAGAUGGUACAGAACCAUUGAAAAAAAUUGAUCGUCGUUCCGCCUAUCGUCUAUUGGAACAUCAACAUCGAAUUGAUCAAAAAUCAUUAAAAACUGUUAGCGAAUUUUUGCAACCAGAAUUGAGUAAACCCAAAACAUUAGGUGAAAAAACCGUAUUAAAACGUGAUCAAAAUCCAUGGGAUUUAUAUAAAAUGAUUGAAGAAUUAAAUAGUUAUGAUAAUUCAUGUUGUAUACGAUGUGCUGAACGAGCAACAGAAAGUGUACGAAUUGUAAAAGUUGUUGAUUUAACUAAUAUAGCUCAAUCACAUUCGAAUGCUUAUGUACCAGAAGAAUUUGAUUUAUUAAAUCAAAUUGAUCAUGAUCAUAUAAUUAAAAUGAUCGAUGGUUUUAUGUGGAAAAAUUCAUUUGUAUUAACAAUGGAUAAUUAUUUGGAAAUAUGUGAUUAUAUCUGUUUACGUCAUAAAUACACUGAAGAAUUAAUUGUGAGAAUAUUGAGACAAUUAUUGGAUGCUGUACAAUAUUUACAUUUUCAUGGUAUUGUUCAUUUAAACAUUAAUCCAUCAAGUGUUGUUAAUGAAAAUCAAUUAUCAUUAAAUGUAAAAUUGACCGAUUUUUCAUGUGCAACACAAUUAGCGACACCACAAGGACAUAAUGUCACAAAUUCAAUCAAUCCAAAUAAUGAAUACUCAGCACCAGAAAUAUUAAAUGAUGAAGCAACCGGUGUUCAAGCAGAUGUGUGGAGUAUUGGAGCACUUACGGCUACAUUACUGAGCGGUUUUUCGCCAUUUGCUGGUGUUUAUGAUGAUGAUACAAAUCAAAAUGUGACAUUUGUUCGAUGGAAUACAAACGAAUUUUAUGAUGAUGUGACACAAGAAGCCGUCAUUUUUGUUCAACAAUGUUUGAAAAAAUCACCAAAUAAUCGUUUAAUUAUUCCUGAAUGCUUAGAACAUAAAUGGUUGUCAUUGAACACAAUCUCUACAAAUCGACGAGAAAUGGCCAUAUUUUUGACAGAAAAAUUAAAUCGUUUUGUAAAUGAUUUUCGUCAACGUUGUCGUUCAAAAACGAAAAUACAACGAGAAACAAUAGAAGAAAUUUCAAAAAGAUAG